Messenger RNA from Ruditapes philippinarum (Manila clam), 2802 nucleotides. Its product is annotated as G-protein coupled receptor dmsr-1-like. The transcript has 2 exons. Gene Ontology annotation, cellular component: membrane. Gene Ontology annotation, molecular function: G protein-coupled peptide receptor activity. Gene Ontology annotation, biological process: G protein-coupled receptor signaling pathway. NCBI's taxonomy places the organism in Eukaryota, Metazoa, Mollusca, Bivalvia, Venerida, Veneridae. The record is from RefSeq and is a predicted model, not a curated record. The coding region runs from base 741 to 1949 and encodes 402 amino acids.
UUACAAGGAUUAUUUAAAACGUUGCAUUGUUUAACUUCUUUCCUGUGAUAGGAAACGGGAUAAUCAUUUUCUCCUGUCGCUGGUAAAAUAACAACACAUCUGGGAUCAUCAUUUCAUGUUAUAUCACUGAAGUCUGACCCGGCUGGAAAUUACACUAGUAUCAGUUUACACUGAAUCUAAUAGAAAAGACAUUUCUCGUGGAACAAGGUGACUAUUUUCUGUUUAUUUGUCUAUGUGAUGUGUGACAUGUGCAUUUGGAAAAGGACACAAUAUUAUACUGGACAAACCGAUCAUACCGCCAGAUAGGACAUUAAAUCGCCGGAAUAAAUUGGGCCCGAGAGAGCAUUUGUACAUGUUAAGAAUCCAAUAUUUGUUUAAGAGAAGAAUGCUGGCAAAUGAGAGAAGUGUCACUAGAGCUUUGACAGCGUCAUAGCUUUGUUAACAACAUAAAGUGUCUCAAAACUACAGAAAUAACAGUAAUUUACCUUAAUACAGAAAUGAAUAUGUACUUAAAAGGAAUAUGUUUACAUUUGGGAUUUGUUGAAAGUUGAAUUGAUGAAUUAAUGGAGAUAAAUACAUGUGUUGUGUGUAAAUGUUUUGUAAGUUUCUACAUAACGCAAGCAUGACUGCUAUAGAAGAACUACUCUUUAGGUUAUAGCUUCACGGUUUUUCUUUAGAUCAGGAAUGGACGUUCUGUGAUUGCUUGAACAUUACGAACUAUCAUUAGAAAAUCAAAACAAAUGGAGGUUACAGCAACAAUGGAUAAUACAUCCAUAACGACCUCUGUGGCACCAACCGGUGGCGUAAGAAUACCGAUUUAUUUAGACAACACGACGUACAAUAAUUUACAAACGCUGAGAAAGGGAUAUGCUGAGAUACACGGAUAUGUAAGUGUGGUGGUUUGUUUGUUUGGUAUCGUCGCGAAUAUUGCCAAUAUUGUUGUAUUAAAUAAGAAGAACAUGAGGACAUCAACAAAUGUGAUACUGAUGUGGCUGGCGGUAGCGGACCUUUGUACAAUGGUCGAAUAUGUUCCGUUUGCACUGCGAUUCUAUAUAUUCAAAGAUCCAGAUCUUGUAUUUCCGGAAAAUAAAUCAUAUAGCUGGAUGUGUUAUUUACUGUUCCAUGCCGAUUUUAGUUUGACAAUGCACUCUAUGGCAAUAUGGCUGACUAUUAUGCUAGCUAUUUUUAGAUUUUUGUAUGUAUUUACUACAAAAGGGAGCAUCUAUUGCAGUAUUAAACAUGCCAAAAUCAUUAUCCUGACUGUUUAUAUAUCAGCGGUUCUAGUGUGUAUUCCAAACUAUAUUUCAAAUUUCUGGAGUAGGAGUAACAAAACUAUAAACAAUGAAACAGUUAUGGUAUAUACUUUCUCACAGCGAAAGGAAGAAGACCCAGAUUUUGAAACAGUAUUUCGAAUCAAUUACUGGGUUCAGUCUAUAUUAAUAAAACUAGUACCGUGCUUUUUAUUGACGGUUUUAACAAUUUUACUUAUAACAGCAUUACACAAGGCUCAUAAGCGUCAUGUACAUCUGAAAUCUCAGGGCAUGCGCAAAGACGACGUCGAAAAACACAAUGAACAUUUCCGCACCACAGCCAUGCUUCUGGCUGUUGUCAUACUUUUUCUCAUAACUGAGUUGCCGCAGGGGAUAUUAACGUUGUUAAUGAUUUUUAUGGACGGCUUGCAAAAUGAACUAUAUAAUCCUCUCGGUGACAUUCUAGACAUAGUAGCAUUGCUUAACAAUGCAAUCAACUUUGUUCUGUACUGCACGAUGUCACAGCAGUUCAGAGACACGUUUGUCACGACGUUUUGUCGCUGUUUUACUAGGCGCAGUAACAACACUGAUGACACUGUUAAUAGUAAUGUUUCAAAAUGGGCCAAGCGACAUCUUAUAACAGCGAAUGGUAAUUCAACAAAAACGACGCAAUUACAAGAAAAUGGGCAAAUGGUGUGACAAAACAAUACGUAUUGGCAAUAUAAAUGGAUAUGCGCUUGACGAUGCACGAGUUUUUGUUCUCCGAUGAUUCUGUUUUCAUAGAUAAUACGUGCAUUAACUGUCAUUCACAUGUAAAAUAUACACUCAUUUCUCUUAAUUGUACAUAUAUUGCUGUAUGCAUACUGUACGUAGGUGUUGUUGAUUACGAAGACCAUGGGUUACAAUACGUUUGGGCGCAUGUCGAAAAUGGGGAGACAAUUACUUGGCCUAAAUGCUGUAAAUUGUGAUAAAUAUUGAAAUUAUCUAGUGUCUGUUCGUAGCCGAAAGAUUCAUUGUCUUGUAGUGACAUGGUUAUCGAUUAGUACAGGAGUUAUUCUUAUUAUCUUACGACUAUGUUAGCCUGUUUUGCAUAUUUAUUAUCUAAAUUGUCAAGAUGAUUUUAGAAACAUCUGAAAAAUGAUCGAAUGACCUGACCACAGGCCUCCAUAUUGUAAAUAAUGUGAUGUAAGUUGUAUGUAAAUACAAUGCUUAUUGAACACUGUAGAUAUUUUAUAAAGGACACAAUCGUUUACUGUUUGGUUUAAGUCUUAAGCAAACGCUGUAACAAACAAUUCGUUACACAUUAUUUAGUAAAGUAAAUGCGUUGAAAACGUCUAAAAUAAAGAUAUGACAUAGAAUAUACGUUUGUGGUUAAAAUGAUUUUUGUCUCGGAAUUAAAACAAAUAGCAUCAGUUGAAAUUUGCAAAGAUAUAUUUGCAGACUCAAUAUUGUGCGGUUAGAGCCACUCCUGUCAUUUCUCGUAUAAAAUAAAUAUAUUCAGUUUAAGUUCUGAAAACGGUUCCUCUGUUGAGUAUUAUUAUAAUGUAGUCUU